CCUUAGAAACAAACCACACAGGUAGGGUAGAUAUAUAGCACGCUCCUCCGAUCCGAAGUCGUGUCACAACCUCAAUCAGCUCUGCCGACCAUCUCAGCUCGCGAAAGGAAGCCCCUUCCCAGGACCCUCCCCCAUCUACCUUUAAUCCUCCAAGUCUCUUCAUAAUGGUCACCGGAGGGAAGAGGGAGAACAUGGUUGUUCUGACAAAGCCAGAGACCUUAGAGGGGGAACAGGAUGCUGAUUACACAGCUCCUAAUCCUCUCCAACUUAUUUUGAGUCUCUUUAAAAAUGUCAGGCCAGGAUCAGAUCUCACACGCUUUCAGUUGCCCCCUCUCCUCAACCUUCCAAAGUCGCAACUUCAGAGCUAUGGAGAAACAGUGUAUUGCACUGCUACCGAUAUGUUAAGCAGGUGCCACCGUGGUGAGGGCCCACAUGAAAGACUCAUAGCUGUUGUAGCAUGGAGCAUUUCCACUCUUCGUCCUGUGAAAUUUGGUGUUGCUCCUUACAAUCCUGUUCUGGGAGAGACGCACCAUGUUUCAAGGGGAAAUUUCAAUUUUCUACUUGAACAGGUUUCGCAUCACCCACCAGUAUCUGCACUCCAUGCAACCAAUGAGGAAGAAAAUGUCGAAUUGACUUGGUGUCAUCGUGUUGCCCCCAAAUUCCAUGGUACAUCAGUGGAAGCUGUGUUGCAGGGAAAAAGGCAGAUGAAGCUACUAAGUCAUGGAGAAACUUAUGUUAUGAAUGCGCCAAAUCUAUCAAUCAGAUUUCUUCCAGGUCCUGGGACAGAUUGGGUUGGCAAUGUCAGGAUCCAGUGCCAAGAAACUGGUCUGGAAGCUGAGUAUUGUUGCAAGAGCAGUUCUUUUAUGUGGCGCAGAGGAAAUCAUCGAUCUAUUAAAGGGAAGAUAUUCGAGUCAUCAUCGUUGAAGACUCUUUAUGAGAUUGAUGGUCACUGGGAUAGAAUUGUCAGAGUGAAGGACAUCAAUAGCGGGGAAUUUACAGAUAUAUACAAUGCAAAAGAAGUCAUUUCAAGGCUGAAUGCUACUAUUGUCAAGGAUCCUAGGGAAUUGUGGCCAAGUGAAUCAGCUGUGGUGUGGAGUGAGGUGAGCCAGUGCAUCCUGAGCAAAGACUGGGAGAAAGCAAGAGAAGCAAAGAGAACUGUUGAGGAAAAACAGAGGCAGCUACUGAGAGAGAGGGGCUCGAUUGGGGAAAGUUGGGUUCCUAAGCAUUUUACUGUGUCUCAUAGCAAGGAAAAUGGGUGGGAUUGCUCACCUAUUCAGAAGCGGGUCCCACCAGGGCCCAUAGUCGUGCCCCUUUGACUGACUGUUCAGAUUACAUCAAAUUAGUUACUUGCAAGCUACUGUUAGUAUUAUGAAUUUCUCAGAAUUCUUAGUAGCUGGACCAGCCCCACCUAUAUAAAUAACACUUCUUCUACGUACAAGCA
This is a messenger RNA of Juglans microcarpa x Juglans regia, 1441 nucleotides long. Its product is annotated as oxysterol-binding protein-related protein 4B-like. The record is from RefSeq and is a predicted model, not a curated record. Gene Ontology annotation, molecular function: sterol binding. NCBI's taxonomy places the organism in Eukaryota, Viridiplantae, Streptophyta, Magnoliopsida, Fagales, Juglandaceae. The transcript is spliced from 7 exons. The coding region runs from base 165 to 1316 and encodes 383 amino acids. Gene Ontology annotation, cellular component: membrane; intracellular membrane-bounded organelle; cytosol.